Molecule: messenger RNA, 5826 nt
Organism: Mycosarcoma maydis (corn smut)
Lineage: Eukaryota; Fungi; Basidiomycota; Ustilaginomycetes; Ustilaginales
Exons: 1
Coding region: 1-5826 (1941 amino acids)
Source: RefSeq, a predicted model, not a curated record
AUGUCGCUUCAAUUACCGGAGCCCCCCUCUUCUCCGCUCGUGUCCAACAGCUUUCUCUACAAUUUGCCGGACCCCACGCUCGGCUUUCCAUCUCCUUCGGCGGCAGCUGGCAAGCUUGGGAUUCCUCCAAGUCCCUUCAAGCGUUCGACUAUCGCUUCCCUCAACCAGCCUCUCUCUCUCGAGCAGACUCAACAGCUUCAGUCGCACCAGGCGAAAUCAGCCCGCCCUGCACACCACGUCCCUUUCUCAGCACCGUCUCGUAGCCCACGCAGCACAAGCCGUCUGCAAGCCAAUUUGAAUGCUCCAGGCGGGCUUCCGACUCCUCCCAGCUCUUCUGAAGCUUUGACCACCACUCCGCGUGCGCCUAAUCAGCGCCUCGCCGCUCUACCACGCGAGCCAGUCUCACCUUCCCCACCGCGCACUCGCAAUGCAGUCCUAUCUCCAGCUCGAACUAGAGACGCUCGAGCCUCUCCAUCCAAACCCUCUCGUCUGUCUUCCACUCCUGGUUCCAGUCGGCAUGCUUCCUCGUCAAGACGUACGCUCGGCACUGAUGGCAACGAAGACAGCGAUGAUGACGACCACUUUCUCAGAACGACUCUCAGCAAGACACCUAGACAGAUGCAGCCUCUGCGCGAGCUCGACGAGGACAGCGACGCUGAUGAGCAAGACGAGCAAGACGAAGAGAUCAAACUCAUCAGCUUCAAGCGAGGUGGCGCCGAUGCCACCUUUAUCCGCGAGAUCAAAGAGAACGGUUGGGAUCAGCCAUUGCCACCCAGCCCAAUCAAAUUCACCUACCUCGAGCCAACUGCUCCUCGACCACCGCGUCGAUCUUCUGUAGACCUACGCUCUCGCUCGCACUCUCGAUCCAAAACACCUCAGAUCCGCGCUUCCCCCGCGCCCAGCCAUGCGUCCACAUCCAGAGCCUCAAACCGCGCUCGCUCUGUACGCGCUUCAUCUGCAGCUGCUGCUGACGAGACCAACAACAUCUCGGACGAGUCGAUCAAGAGUUCCGGCUCGGCGCUGACGCACACCAGCCGAAUCUCACUAGCUCGCUCAAGGCAAUCUUCUUCCAGUCGCAGAUCAGCUGGCAGAUCGUCUGUGGCCCCACCUGUCGUUAUUGCCGAUCUCACACGUGACCAUCCUUCACUUCCCGAGUCACCUAGUGACGAUCCGCUGCUGCUCACUGGCCCAGACACCUACGUCGUCUAUCAUGACCAGACGCCUAGCGCCAAAAACAGAUCGACCUCGCGCGUUCUGAAAGGUGCUGGUGCUCAAACGGAUGCUAGUCUGUCGAUGCUCAGUCAUUCGACUCCUCUUCCAGCCGCAUCCAAUGCAGCUACCCAUGCCUUGUCACACCGCAGAGAUAGCAGCAGCUCAAUGUCUUCGUCUGCCAGCCGUAGCUCCUUGUACACGCGUAUGUCAGGCCGACAGGCUGCCGAUGCUUCCGCUGGCAUGCCCAACGACGAAGUGGGCGAGAACGAGAGUCAGCGCGACGAGCAAGCCAACCACACUUUCACAGACACUGGCAACCAACAGCGACUGUCACAACAAAGCGUUGACCCACCCAGAUUUCUGCCUUUCGACGAUACAGGCUUCGCGUCCGAUUCGGACCAGGACGAAUCUGCUCCUGUCGAAACAGACCCAUCUCCAUCACGCACACCACCACCGCCCCAAUUCGAAACCGAGAACCCUGAGGACAUGUCGUCCCUGAGCGACAUCCCGCACAGCUUUGCGGAUGACUCAGCUGUUCAAAGCAGCGACGAGAUCAGCGCGCCCGUCAACGUGUCAGUCGUUGAUUCCUCGAUUGAUCAGGAUGACAGUGCUAUCAUUGACCAGAGCCUUCAUGUCGAUUUUGCUGAUCAGAGCAUGGAUGCCAGCGCUCAAGACGAACAACGAGAGACUGACGCUGAAGACCAAGAGCAAGAUCAGACCGUCAACAAGAGCACGAGCGUAGCAGACGAGAGCGCAGAUAGCAGCGAAGGGGUCCGGGGAGAUGUUACGCAAGAGACAAGCAAAGACCUUACUGGAGAGGUUAGCGAGGAGGUCCACGACAACCAGCAACCACUCGACGCCAGCAUCACCGACUCGAUCAAGGAUGACGAAGUUGAAGAGCACAGUGCAGACGUCAGCACAGUCGAUCAGAGUCACGUUUCUCAUGCCGUCGAGCAUUCCGUCGAUGACAGCCCCGACGUUUCAUUCAUGGAUGCUUCUGUCGAGGAAACAUCGGCCGUACACAGCAACGAUGAUCAGAGUACAGACAUCAGCGCCUCAGCUACACACGAGGCCGAUGUUGACACUUCUGUGGCCGUCUCUGAUGCAUUGCAGGCUGAAUCCACGCACCAACAGUCAGACGCCUACGACGAAUCGUUCGAAGCUAGCGUGGUUGAAACCUCUGCACGCGCUGACGUGAGCUUGGACUCCGGAGCGACGCUUUCUGCCGACUCAAGCGCUUUGUCUAGUGUACCCAGCACAAGCAGCGAACCAGCUGACCACUCUCAAGCAGCAGUCGACGUUUCUCAAGACUCUCGGGAUACCGACCCUUUCGAGCACAACUUGUCCGUCAAUUCCGCAAAUGCGGACGAGUCCAUGGCGGAUAACUCUCAGGCAGUUGCAGACGACUCUCUCGUUGAUCAAACAAGUGUGCUCGAGGACGAGAGCGUACAUGCGCAGAACGCUCUCGGUCUGCCGGUUCAGACCGGAAUGGACAGCAUCGACCUCGACAUCAGUCUUGCGCCAAGCGAGCAAGCUCCGUCUUCCGCACACCCUAUCGCUCUCACCGAGACCUUGGCAGAGCACUCGAGCGCAGUCACUUGGGAAGCGCACCCAUCCAAGUCAACUUUGAGCACGUAUGACAUCUCCAUAGAGCCUGCGCCCGACAUGGACGCUUCGGUCCACAAUCGAGACCAUGUAGAUGUGCGCAUGCUCAAGGCAGACAUGUCAGUGGCCGAACACCCUGCGGAACAAGCAGAUGAUGUCGAGAAGCAAAUCAAUCCAAGGUCACGCUCUGGAUCGGUCUCUUCGGACCUCUUAGCGCUUUCCACACUCUCCUCGGUGGACAUGCCUGAGCAAGACGACCAGGGCGAUCAAGUGUUUCGCCAAAAGUACCAAAGCAGUCGCGACACGGCGGCGGCGUGUAGGCCCACGCUGUCGCGUCGGCUUUCGCUGAGCACUGACUCGGAACACGAGAGCGAUGCAGAGGAGCAUGAAGACCACGAGGGCGAUGACAACGAGGAGGAUGAGCUCGGCGACGACGACUCUGCUAUUAGUGACGGAGCUUCUUCUUCCAGCGGCGACGGGCACGACAGCGAGGAAGAUGACGAGGAUGAGGCUGAGCACAAGAUCAACGAGGCCGAAGAAGAGGAUGCCGACGACGAUGCAAGCUCAACUCACUCGCAAUUGGAUCAAGACGAGCAGAGUGCUUCUGCCUUGGAGCCUGUCGUCAUCAUCUCAUCUUCCGCCUCUCCAUCUGGCGCCUCUACCUCUUCUCUGCAGUCAGAAAACGAGGAGGAAGAUGAGGAAGAUGAGGAAGAUGAAGAUGAAGCAGCAGCCGAAGCGGAAGCGGAAGGAUACGUCGUUCAGGUGGUGCGUGAUUCACGCGAUCGAUCGAUACGCGCUAGCGAGCACAUUGUCAUUGAUGACGAGCCAGUGAUCCACACGAUCCACCUACGACAACCGGCACCGCGUCCUGCGUCACCCGCUGACGAGACUCAUCCCAACCACACCCUGGGCGAUGCCUCCCACUCUCGCAGCCGAGUUCUUAAGCUCGGGCAAGCUACGUCGACACCGAUCGUCGAGAUCUCGUCGCUCGACCCGCGUGCCGCGGCGCGUGCGACUGCGAUUCUGAAGCUCUUCCACAAGUACGUGGAUGAAGGAUGGAUCUCCAGUACGGAGAUGGGCGAUGCGACCGAGGGGAGGAUGCGGAGGGUGGUGGAUGCGAUCCAGCGCGCUGAGAGGCAGGGAAGAAGGUUGGAAGAUGCUUCCGAACUUCAGCCAUCUUUGUUUGCGGGCGAGGAGGCAGGUGCGGAUCUGACGACGCUCUUGAUGGAUGCAGAGCUAUCGUUGGCCAGGGAGGGCACGGCAGAUUCGGAGAGCUUCUUGGGCUCCAGAGCGACCAGUGUUGCUACGGUUGCGAGGCAGCCACAGGUGACGGCGUCGCCUGCAACGCCGUUUUUGCCAGGUGGAUUCCGGGCUGCUCCUGCGCCUGCUCUUGCAGCUGGCAGUAAAGCGGCACACAUUGCUUCGCCUUUCACGAUGGCUCCAUCGCGUACAACGAUGGGCAGCAGCGCCUGUGGUGACAGCUCGUCGACUCGCACCGACGCCCAUUUGAGCAAGCGCAAGCAGUUGCACAGCUUUGACUUCCCCAGUCUCUCCAGCCCGGACCGCCCUUGCACCAACACGUCAUUGCGACCGGGCAAGCAGGCCCGGCUUUCGGCCGCUCUCGCACCGCCUACCUUGGACACACUGAACCCGCGCAUCUGGGAUACCAAAGACUGGGUGCGACUUGACAAGUACUUGACCUCUGGCGUGAAGAAAAUCGCCUCAUCGCUCCUCUCAGCGUCGACAUCGUCGGGUUCGGCACGCGCGCUAAAGGCAAAUGAGUUUGUCGAUGCGCUGCUUGGCAUCGACGUUUCACAGGUCUCGGAGCUCUUCCUGGAUGACAUGUCGAUUCCGCACGAAAGCCGUGUGGGCGAAUGGACACCGGUCAAGAUGGAGCAUCGACUGCUUGCGCUACAGCGAAAGUAUCUGCGAAAAGUGGAGCUCAGGUACGGCGCGCUGUCGGAUUCACGUCGAGAGUUGUGUCGAGAGGAGGUGCGCACAGACGAGAGCAUGCCAACGGAAGAGCUCGACUGGAGUCUGACGGGAGUAAAUACGACCAGUAGCACGACGCAAGGCAGCAAUCGAGGAAGGGUGUCUUUCGGAACACCGUAUCGUAUGGGAGCGCACAGUACGCCUGCGGUGGGACUGUUGAAGAAGGCAACUAGGAGAGCAGCGGAGGAGAACAGGACUGCAGAGAGAGAGCAGAGCAUCUACCCUCGUCUACCACGGUCUCCGGCGUCUACGAACGCGGGCGUGAUGGAGGAAGGCGUUAUCACGAAAGCGUCGAGACUCAUCUCGAGGUUGAGUGGAAGUUUCGGUGGAUUGCUCGCGAGUCCUCGGCCGGAGUCGGCAAGCCAGGUGGAUAAGGGCAAGAGAAAAGCGACGCAGGCUGAGCUCGAAUCAUGUCCGCACACCACUUUGACUCGAAGACGUAUGGACAACAGCGUCGACGCUGAGCGUACAGCUUGGAGCGAGUCUCGCGAGGUGGACUCGAGCAUCGAUUCUCUCAACACCACUAGAGCGCGAGGCAUGAGGAGCACGAUCAACGCGUCCAUGUUCACCAAUGCUACCUCUGUGCUUUCCGACACGAUGGAUCGCUCGGCUGCUGCUGCUAAGCCCUCGGAUCGCUUGCAUCCACCAAGGCGAACGCACACGGCGCUCGAAACUGGCAGCGUCAACCAUGCGUCGCGUCGCAACACGACACACGCACUCACAUCGUCGCUCCAACUAGCAGGCGGCUCAUCGGGUGUCUCUCACACGCCGCUCUCGCUGCUCUCGCCCGCAACGCACCGAGCAGCCGCUCGCAAAGUGCACGAAUUGCGUCAGAGUCGUAUACAGCGAAAUUGGACGAGCCCUAGACGUCAGCUUGCGCUCUCGGAUGCACGCGCCACCCGCGCACCUGCGAGCGUACUAGCCAGCCAGUCUGGUCGGCGUGCUCAGGCACAAGAGCACCACAUGGGCGUCGGCAAGAUUGCCGACGCCACCGCUGCCACGCUCGACCGUCAGUGA